GGCUGCGCCGCCGACGCUUUCCCUCACUUCCAUCUGCAGCUACUCGACCUUGACUUUGCGACCCGCGGUCCUUAGACUUCUGACCAUCGCAACAGAUAACAAUAACCACAACCACAACCACAUCAGCAUGGGUAAACGCAAGAAGAGCUCGCGCAAGCCAACAGGUCCGAAGAAGCGCGAACCGCUGGCCACCAGCUUCAAGUGUGUCUUCUGUAGCAAUGAGACAUCCGUGACUGUAGCCAUCGACAAGAAGACACACAUCGGCACGCUCAACUGCCGCGCAUGCGGCCAGAAUUACCAGUCCGUUAGCGACAUGAAGGCACUCAUGGCACCAGUAGACGUCUACUACGAAUGGAUCGACGCCUGCGAGGAAGUCGCCAAGGACACAGCCGCCGCCGACAACCCUGCCAUGCCGCCAUCAUCAAUGCCGCGUGCGCAGCGCGCAGCAGGUGUCAGGAACGGUGCCGCGCCCGGCGAGAAGAUGACCGAAGAAGAUGCGCGGUUCAUCGACGAUACCGACGAUGUGGACGCUGAGGCAGAAUAUGCUGAUGAUUGAGCGCAACACUCAGGAAGUCCGGUUCAUCACCGUUGAAGACCAGCAUGCACAGCACUAGUCACGAGUAUGACCUUACUCGCGACAUACAUUCUUGGAGCACCGAGCGCAUUCUGAGUAUCAUGCUGGAAGCCGCCCUCGAGGAGGAGGUAGAAAUAGCCAGAGAACAGGGCUUCAAGAGGGUGCAGGACCUGCGCCAAAACCUUCGAUACAUGCGAGGGCAGAUCGAGCGAGAGGCUUUACGUGGUGCCCAGAAAGGUUUGCGUCGGAUCAGACGAGGUCUGAGACACACUCAAGGCUUGGAGUAGGAAGUGAGUGGGUGGUGGCAGUAUUGCUUACGGAGGAAAGCUCGAAAGGAGAAGCCAUCAUCGGCGUAGCAUUUUUGGUACUCUCAUACGAUAAACAGUCUGACGUCUUUCUAACAAUCUCCUCUCUCUAGAUCUUGAAGUCCAGCACGAACGGCAG
Messenger RNA from Baudoinia panamericana UAMH 10762, 1018 nucleotides. RefSeq lists its product as uncharacterized. The transcript is spliced from 4 exons. Gene Ontology annotation, molecular function: RNA polymerase II complex binding. Gene Ontology annotation, biological process: transcription elongation by RNA polymerase II. The record is from RefSeq and is a predicted model, not a curated record. Gene Ontology annotation, cellular component: transcription elongation factor complex. The annotation marks the transcript as partial. Lineage: Eukaryota; Fungi; Ascomycota; Dothideomycetes; Mycosphaerellales; Teratosphaeriaceae.